This is a messenger RNA of Thermothielavioides terrestris NRRL 8126, 1882 nucleotides long. RefSeq lists its product as uncharacterized. The transcript has a single exon. Gene Ontology annotation, biological process: secondary metabolite biosynthetic process. Gene Ontology annotation, molecular function: monooxygenase activity; FAD binding. NCBI's taxonomy places the organism in Eukaryota, Fungi, Ascomycota, Sordariomycetes, Sordariales, Chaetomiaceae. The coding region runs from base 396 to 1676 and encodes 426 amino acids. The record is from RefSeq and is a predicted model, not a curated record.
CCCGACCGAGGAGGUGGUUGACCUGCGCCGUGCUUGACUGCUUACCCAGCAGAUUCCCAUGCGGGGUCAGCCGCCGGUUGUAGUUCCCCGUCCAAUAACGCCGGUCAGGGUCCCCAAUCGCAUUCGGCGUCCUAUUUCUCCUCAAUGGUGAGCAUGGAUAGCCCGGGGACACCAACGAGAUUGCUGGGCUGGUGGGUAAGCGGAAGUCGGCGUAUAUAGCUCGGGAGGCCGGAGACCGUCACCUCGCGCACGCUGGUUACUGUCGCCCAACUCUACCGCAUUAUACCUGGACGAGCCGUAUUUCAGACGCGGCCUCACAUCCCCAACACACCAUCGCGCGACUGUAGCAAGAUAGUCUGCUCGCCUUGUGCAGCAACCAUCGACAGCGACCCGGCAUGGCCGACUUCGAGCGCCUCCCGCCGUCGGGCAUCUCAGUCAUCAUCGUCGGCGCCGGCUUCGCGGGCCUGACGGCGGCGAUCGAGUGCGACCGCAAGGGCCACUCGGUGAUCCUCCUAGAGAAGGCAGCUGAGCUGCAGCCGCUGGGCGACAUCAUCAGCUUUGGCCAGAACUCGUCGCGCUUCUUCGACAAGUGGGCCGGCGUGCGCGAGGAACUCAACCCGCUGGUGCACAAGUCGGACUCGUUCAACUUCUACGACUGGACCGGCCGGUUCGUCACAACACAGUCUUUUGCCGAAGAGCACCGCGUCUGGGGCCCCAGAGUGAACGGUCACCGCGGCGAGAUCCACCAGGCCGUGCUGCGCCACGCCCGCGCGCGCGGCAUCGACAUCCGGCUGGGCUGCAACGUCGUCAACUACUUCGAGGACGCCGACCGCGCCGGCGUCGAGACCGAUACGGGCGAGCGCCUGACCGCCGACGUGGUGCUCGCCGCCGAGGGCGUGCGCUCGCGCGGCCGCAAGCUCGUUCUCGGUUUCGAGGACAAGCCGCAACCGUCCGGCUACGCGGUCUUCCGCACCUGGUUCCCCACGGACGAGCUGCUCAAGAACGAGAAGACGCGGCACCUCGUGGCGAACGGAGACUCGCACAACGGGUGGAUCGGCAAGGACGUGCACUUCCUCGUGGCGGCAAUCAAGGACGGCAAGGAGAUAAGCUGGGUAUGCACGCACAGGGACAACGGCAGUAUCGAGGAGAGCUGGCAGUUCCCGGGCAAGAUCGAGGAUGUGCUCCGGGUCGUGGACGGGUGGGACCCGGUCGUGCAGGAACUGGUGCGCCUAACCCCGCCGGACCGGCUGUUCGACUACAAGCUGGUGUUCCGCGACCCACUGCCUACGUUCGUGUCGCCGAAGGCGCGCACGGCGCUGAUAGGCGACGCCGCGCACCCGUUCCUGCCGACGUCGAUCCAGGGCGCCAGCCAGGCGAUGGAGGACGGCGUCGUGCUGGCCGCCUGCCUCGACCGGGCCGGCGGCCCCGCCGGCGUGCCCGAGGCCGUCCGCGUCUGGGAGCGCAUCCGCUACGAACGCGUCCACAAGAUCCAGAAGACGGGCGUCACGACACGCGAGCAGUGGCACAAGGCCGACUGGGAUGCCAUCUGGAAAGAUCCGCAGUCGCUGCACCUGAAGCGCGAGGAGUGGAUUUUGAACUUUGAUGCCGAGGCCGAUGCGUACGCGCGGUACGACGCCGUGAGGGAGCAGCUGGAGAAAGAGCGGGCCCAAGCGUAGCCCACCUGUACUUGUCCUCGGCGCCUUGCUGGUCCGAGGAAGCUUGAUGCCGUUGCCGGAUUUGGCUAGACAGAUAUCAUAGACCAUUGAUUGAUUGAAUCUAGAGUGACAACGACGGAUCUAAACCUCCUGCACUGCGCUUAUUCCAGUACUCGAGACCGGUUUCUGCGUGAAUGGACUGCGGCGCAUGGACAUCUGUACCUAAG